AUGCAGUCCUACUUACAGUACCGAAGCAUUCAUCAAGCGGUGAAACGUCACUAUCAAGCGUCUUCUGUAGAAGAAGGCAGUCCAAACCUCAGUCAGCCGCACGAUGGCAGUGGUGAACUGCUAUCCGACGAUACAAAGGCUGUUGGGCAAACAGAAAAGCUACAACCCUGCGUUGUAGAGUGGGAGGAAUAUGACGCCCAUCUCAACCCUCGCCAAUAUAAUGCCUGGCGAAAAUCGGCAAUGACGCUUUUGGUAUCCUUAAUUGGACUUUCUUGUACUGCGGCGUCUGCCAUAGACUCUGCUGGGGUGCCUCAGUAUAGCGAGUACUGGGGUGUCUCCACAGUGGUUGGAUCUUUGACGACCGGUCUGUUCAUGAUAGGGUUUGGAAUUGGUUCCUUUAUCUCCGGCCCCUUCUCGGAGACCUUCGGUCGCAAUAUCGUCUACAUCGUAACAAUGACGGUCUUUCUCAUCUUUAUCAUGGCUGCCGGCCUUGCACCCAACAUCCAGAGUCACCUUAUCUUCCGGUUCCUGUCAGGCCUCUUUGCUGCAACGCCCCUCACAUGCGUUGGCGGAACAGUUGCGGACUUAUGGGAUCCUUUGCAGAAAUCAUAUGGUUUUAUCAUAUACACUAUUCCCGCAUUCAACGGGCCGAUGAUCGGACAGGUUAUUGGCAGCUAUAUCCCGACCACGCUGGGAUGGCGCUGGCUAGAAUGGAUCAUGCUCAUCUUUGGUGGAUUUAUGUUGGUUAUCAUGCUUCUCUUCCAGCAAGAAACGCAUCAGGAUCUUCUUCUUACCUGGAAGGCGGCCGCCGUUAGGAAGUACUCUGGUCAACAACAUUGGAGAGGUCCGGUCGAGGUCCGCGAGAUCUCUCUAUGGCAACGGUUGAAGAUUGCCGUGUCCAGGCCAUUCGUCUGGAUUAUCACCGAACCAAUUAUCAUCCUCACCUCGCUCUAUCUCAUCGUCAUCUACAUCAUCCUCUUCCUUUUCCUUGAGGGUUACCGGUUCAUCUUCGAAGGCACCUACCACUUUUCCCAGGGCAUGAACAACGUCACUUGGGUCUCCAUGUUUAUCGGCUCGGCUAUGAUUGCCCUCCAAGUUCCCUUCGUCUGGCGCAUCACACGAGAUCAACAAGCUCGCAUCGGCCGAAUUCAUCCCGAGACUCGACUCUGGUACGCUCUACUUGGCGGAGCCCCAGCCAUCCCGAUCAGCCUGUUCUGGAUGGCCUGGACCAGCUAUCCACAUAUCAGCGUCUGGUCGCCCAUUAUCGCGUCGGCGGUCUUUGGGUUUGGCAUCACGACUGUCUUCGUCAGCGCCCAUCUAUACGUGAUCGACGCCUACGAGAAGGGCGCGGCGUCGGCCUUUGCUAUGCUCGUUAUGCCUCGAUAUCUUGCGUCGGGUGGUAUCACGGUUGCAGGAGGGCCUAUCUAUUCUAGCAUCGGGGUUCAUUACACCCUGACGAUCCUUGGGGCGAUCAGUGCGGCUAUGGCGCUAGUCCCAUACGUUUUCUACUUCUUUGGGCAUUCGAUACGUCGAGUGAGCCCCCAUGCAGUAACCCAUGAUUAA
Aspergillus melleus is the source of this 1563-nucleotide messenger RNA. Its product is annotated as MFS transporter. The record is from RefSeq and is a predicted model, not a curated record. NCBI's taxonomy places the organism in Eukaryota, Fungi, Ascomycota, Eurotiomycetes, Eurotiales, Aspergillaceae. Gene Ontology annotation, molecular function: transmembrane transporter activity. Gene Ontology annotation, biological process: transmembrane transport. The transcript is spliced from 4 exons. The coding region runs from base 1 to 1563 and encodes 520 amino acids.